GGGAGGGCCAGGCAGAAGGGGCGGGGAAUUUAGCUAGGGGCGUGCCAGGAAGGAGGGCGAGUUGCUCCAGGGGGCGGGCUGCGAACGCAGAACCAGAGCGGGGUCGGUGCGUGUGAACCUUUCGCCUGCCCAGCCGAUCGGAAACCAGGUCUUCAGUGAGAUACGCUGAAAUGGCUGAACUUGCCCAGCUAAUUGACAGCGAGGUGUUCCUGGCUUAUGCUACCUACACAACCAUUGUCCUUUUAAAAAUGAUGCUAAUGAGUGUUACAACAGCAUUCUUCAGAAUGACAAGAAAGGCAUUUAGUAACCCAGAAGAUACAGCAACGUUUGGCAAAGGUGAGAAUGCUAAGAAGUACCUGCGGACUGACCCAGACGUUGAACGUGUGCGCAGGUGCCACCUGAACGACCUUGAAAACAUUGUCCCGUUUAUUGGCAUUGGUCUGCUCUAUGCCCUGAGUGGCCCUGCUCUGUCCACAGCUUUGCUGCACUUCAGGAUCUUCGUUGGGGCUAGAAUCUUUCACACUAUUGCGUAUUUGACACCUCUCCCCCAGCCCAGCAGAGGCUUGUCUUGGGCAGCUGGGUAUGCAGUUACCAUCUCAAUGGCAUACAGGGUGCUGACAACUGGAUUGUACCUGUAACUAGAACACAGCCUCAUCACCCCCUCGACAUUCCACAUGAAGUUUCCAACAGUACACUAGAUUAAACAUGGCUAUCUUAAAUGAACUGUCAAAUCUUUGUAACAAUUUUUACAUGGUGACUAGGGCUGCAUUUUUAACAAA
Messenger RNA from Mauremys reevesii (Reeves's turtle), 779 nucleotides. RefSeq names its product microsomal glutathione S-transferase 1 (gene MGST1). The transcript is spliced from 4 exons. NCBI's taxonomy places the organism in Eukaryota, Metazoa, Chordata, Testudines, Geoemydidae. The record is from RefSeq and is a predicted model, not a curated record. Gene Ontology annotation, molecular function: glutathione transferase activity. Gene Ontology annotation, cellular component: membrane; mitochondrion. The coding region runs from base 171 to 638 and encodes 155 amino acids.